Messenger RNA from Penaeus vannamei (Pacific white shrimp), 4089 nucleotides. The record is from RefSeq and is a predicted model, not a curated record. NCBI's taxonomy places the organism in Eukaryota, Metazoa, Arthropoda, Malacostraca, Decapoda, Penaeidae.
UAAGGUCACGCAGAUACAUACGCAGUGAACUUUCUCGUGAUUUUCUUCAAUAAAGGAGUACUUUACUCACGUCCCGUGCAUUAAUCAUAACACACACGCACGUUAUUGAUUAUCACGUGCUUUCACUAUGUUGCUUCUGUGUUAUUUGCCAAGUUUAUUUCGCAAUAGAGAGCAACGAAUGUGGUUUUCGCGCUUGGCUAAUUUUCGAGGCUUUUGAAUGAACGCCACUGUCGAUUCUCGUCGUAAAGCAAGGGAUAUUGUUACUUUUCAAUUUGUGUUUUAGAAACGAGAGGAAAUAACGAAGAAAAGAGGAAGAGAGACCGGAGAACCAGUGUGAACCAGCCGAGAACCGAGAGAUUUGCGCAUCCCGAUGGUGACCAAACGGGGGCGGUUCUUUGAUGUUUGUGAAAAUGGCCAUCUUACGAGAGAUGUAAAUUGACCUUUGGAACCCAGAAUUAACCCCCUGCACCUAGGAACCGCAGUGAACCGAGCCCCCGAGACCCGCAGAGGGCCGAACCGAGGGCGAACCGAGGGCUUGCGCAUCCCGAUGGUGACGGGGCGGUUCUUGGUGUUGUUCUCUGCCUCCUGUGUGUGACGUCAGGAGCUCCUAUGACUUCCGUCUCAACCUGCUGUUCUAAUCACGUGUUAAAGGGCCUGUACGCUCGUCCUGGACAGGCUGGGGUGGCGUGAGGUGUUAUGAGGUGGUAUGAGAUGGUGUGAGGUGGUUGGAUUGGUGUCGAGUCGCCGAAAUAAGGAGGGUGAAAGGGGGAGCCUCCUCCUUUGCCUCCUCAUCCUCACUGCGCUCUUCUGCACUAAGGGUGAACACUACACUCCUCAAGGGUGAACAACUGCACACUUUUCCUCGCCUGCUCAGUGGUUGGAGUGUGGAGCAGGAAAAUUACGCAAGAGGACCUGCGAUUCUCGGCCACGCCAACAAGGGUGCUACACCUAAAGGAGAUGCCUCAUUUUGCUAGCAGGUCGCAUUGAAUGCUGUUGAAGCAACCAAUACGUAACAGACCCUGAAUUAGAUAUGAAGACUGGUGUAAGGGCAGGGAACCACCAUGGAGAAAUUUGCCGUUGACCUUGAUAAAGUGUUGGAUGACUUCGAGUUAGAUGAAGAUGAAAGUGUUUCUGUUGGCCAGUAUGACAAACUUCAACUUGAAUUUCAACCUGAUGGAGGUGGCGCUUUACCCUUAGCAUCCACACGUCAUAAUGUAGGACUAGGGGCAUUUGGCGGCUGGAGUGAGCCGCUGCAGCCACAGGCGGCAGGUCCCAGACCUGGGGAGCAGCCUUGGUGUGGGGCUGUAAUGGGUGGUAUAUCACAACCACCUGGUACACGGAGCCCACCUGAUGGUCAGAAUGAUGAUAGCCAGCAGGCAGUUGCAUGUUCCAGCCCCCAGUCAACUCUGCCAUUUCACCCAAAGCUUCAGUUUCAACCACAGCAGCUAAUACAUCAGCCUCACAUGAGAAAUGUGCCAGCUGCUGGUGUUAGAUCUGAAGGCUUUUCAGCUAACCAGCCAUCAGGAGCUGGUGAAGUCCUGUGGCCUGCAAUGGCUGUUUCUGCAGCAGACAUGCCUCCAAACUUACCUCCUCCAGAACAACCAGAGGCUGCACCAUCAGAAGAUUCCAGUAUUAAGCAACCUGUUGAGGAUGCAAACAGUGCUGGCUCUGAGGUGCAAAAAGUUCCACAGGAACCUUACAACCCUGAGGAAUAUGAUGGCAAUGUUAGAGUGGGAGACCUAGUUUCUGAAGAGCCAGGAAGUUUAGAAGAAAAAGAGUUAGUGUGUGGAGGACUUGAUGUUAUUGCUUCUAGGCCUCUGGAUGUAGUACCAGCAAGUGUGCCUCCAGACAGAGGUCUAGCAAGUGGACAUGAAACAAGACAUCCUGAUAUCAUUGAUGUGUGGCAGAGUGGAGUGGAAGGUGGUGCAGUGGGACCACCAACUAGUGUUUCUUCUAGUUUAAUGGGAACUGAACAAAGUGAAAAUAUUGAUAGUGAAUAUGAUGAAAGAGGACGGGUUGUACAUAAUGUGGAUCAUAGUGAAAGAGAGAACUCAGUGGAACAACAGGAACAUAGACUGCUUCCAGACCUAAUGUCUAUGAACAGUGUAGACAGCUCUGGCACCAGUGAAGGAACAGGUUGCGUACCAGAUUAUCCAGAACCAGCUAUAGUCAUGGAAAAUGCUCUUUCUGAUUUACAGAUGAAUGAACCUGCCAUUGUGAUGGAGAGCCAGUCAUGUAGUAGAAUACCAGAGGUUGUAAAUGUCCACCAGACUGCUGAGCAGCAAGGGCAUGGAGAAAAUCAGUUAUUAGUAUCUAGAAAUACAGUUUCAAGCCCUUCUGUCAGUAAUACUGUAAGUCAAGCUCCCACUGAGGAGGGAGCUGCUGUUAAUGAUGUUCCUGGUAUUCUCCAGGAUCAUGUUAGCCCUGUCUGUGAUAAUGUAGAUAGAUUACAAGCUGCUAAUGUGCUUGAUAGUGAAAGAUUAGAAAGUCAGGCAACACCUCAAGGAUCUCUACCAGAUGUCAGUGAUGUCAACCCAGCCCCAGUUACUUUUAGCAAAGAUGUUGCUAUUGAUGAUGCAGAUCUUGAUGCAGAACUAGCAGAGUUAGAGGAAGAACAGUUUCGGUUGCAAGGAGCCUAUGGAGGCAACACUUAUCAAUCCAAAGACCUGCCAAGUUCAUCUUGCAAAGAAAAUUCAAAAACAGAUGCAGCUGCUGUUGGUAGUGAUGUACAACAGUUGCCAGACUCUGCUUUAGUUGAAGGUCUGGAUUUGAUUGAUGGUAUGAAUGCCACCCAAUCUGGUCUGAGAUCAGAUGUUCAAGAGAGUACUGGUGAUGCACAUGCAAAUGAAGUGGGGAUGGGAGCUGAAACACUAGAAACAGGAGCAGCUGAUUGGCAGCACGAAAACAGUAAAGAAGAAGAAAAAGAGGCAACUAUAGGUGCUAAAUCAGUGCUUGAAGCGCAGGAAGGUAUGUCGCUGUCACAGCGCUCAGAAGUAGGUGGUGUUGAAGAAGUGAUCUGUCAGCCCCAAAGCAGUGAUAUGUCAGCUCAGUCAUCAAGUAACUGUCACACAGGUCAUGUUAUGGACAGUAGUGGUCAAAGCGGUAAAUAUCAAGAAGGAGAUGGAGGUGACAAUCUAUCAAAUAAUAGCACAGGGACAGACACCAUGUCUUCCAGCAGCACACUAACUGAUGGAGAUCUUGGCUCACCAGAGAGGCAGCCCCAGCAGUCUCAGCCAACCCCAGAGUCACCGUCCAGAGUAACACCAGGAACCUUGGUGACAGCAGUGUAUGAUGAUGAUAGUGGCUCUGGUAGGGAAGACGAGGGUAACAACGAUGACGGUGGUGCAUCUGGAGGAGCUAGUGCGUCUGGCGCUGUUGGGGCAUCAGGACAUGGUGGGGGAAUGGUUGUGGGUCACUAUGCCCCCUUCUGGAUCCCUGAUGAAGAUGCUCCCUACUGCCAAGAGUGUGGUCAAAAGUUCACAGUCAUACGGCGGCGCCAUCAUUGUAGGGCUUGUGGACGCGUCUUGUGUGCGCAGUGUUGUCAUGAUAAGGCACCUCUGCCAUACAUGGAAUACAAAGAAGCUCGUGUUUGUGGGUCUUGCUUGCAGUUGAUACAGGCUGGGCUGGAAGAUGAACCUGAUGCUUCUGCAAGAUCAUCACGACAGUCUUCAGACAGUCAUCGACGACCUCCAGAUCCUAAUAAUCCUAUGGAGUACUGUUCUCGGGUGCCCCCACCACAGCAAGUCGCAUCUACAUCUGCUGUGCCACCACCCACAGUCAUGGUGCCUGUGGGAGUCUUGAAGCGUGAGGGCAGUAGCAGUAGCGCUAGGAGUCGGGGAAACAAACAAGUGAUUUUCAGUGACGGCAUCCGGCCAGGUGGCGACUUGACUGAGCUGGACGGGUCAGGGAAAGUCCCUCCCCCUUAUCGCAGAUCAGGGCGGGUGGCCCGGAGGGUGGACCGUCCCUCCACUGGCAGUGGUGUUAGUGGUGGCCCAGGUGGGUUACUGCGCUCCCUACCACCUGACCGCUGCCUCAUCCCCCCUGGGGUUGGCCUUCCCCCUGUGGUGGUGCAGGCCCCUGCCACUGGAG